AUGAAUCCUUUGACAAUUGUAAAAAACAUCCAGAAGCUUAAUGAUAGAGAACUUGAACUUGGAAUUAUAGGCAAAAAGUCCUGGCAUGAUGAGUACAAAGACAGUGCCUGGGUUUACAUUGGCGGUUUGCCAUUUGACCUGACAGAAGGAGAUGUGAUUUGUGUUUUUUCUCAGUACGGAGAAGUUGUCAAUUUAAAUCUCAUCAGAGAUCAUAAAACUGGGAAGAUUAAGGGAUAUGGAUUCCUCUGUUAUGAAGAUCAGCGCAGCACGGUUCUUGCUGUUGAUAAUUUGAAUGGAAUUAAGAUUCUGGGCAGAACAAUCCGAGUUGAUCAUGUUAAGGAUUACAAAAUACCCAAAGAAUUUGGAGACGAGGAUGCUGUCACUCUGAAAAUUCGUAAUGAAGGGUGUGCUCCGCAGCUAGACUUACCAGGUGAGGCUGAGGUAAAAGAAGAGACAAGUGAUGAGGAAAAUGCUAGAAAAAGUAAGAAGCAGAAGAAGAAAAAGAAGAAGAAGAAGCAGAGGAAGAUGGAUGUCUCGUCAGCAAGCAGUCUGAGUGACUCGGAUGAUAAUGAUUUCAAAGAAAGUCCUCACUCAGUCGAAGUCAAGAAAGAGAGGUUUGAUGAAGGAUAUAACAAAGCUUUAAAGAAGGAAAGUGUGUUCAAAUCAGACAGCAGUGAUUCAGAUCACAGUAGCAGGGAUAAAACAUAUAGAAAUGGCAGAGAUAGAUAUAAAUAUAGAGACAGCACUGACACUAGGGACAAGAAUGACAGUAGCAGGGACAGGAGUGACAGCCGUAGAGACAGGAAUAACAGUAGUAGGGACAAGAAUAACAGUAGUAGGAAUAGAAGUGAUGGUAGUAGGGAUAGGAAUGACAGUAGUGGAGACAGGAAUGACAGUAGCAAGGAUAGAAAGGGUAGUAGCCGGGACAGAAAUGACAGUAGUAGGGACAGGAAUGAGGACAGCAGAGACAGGCAUGAUGGUGGUAGAGAUAGAAAUAAUAGGUCACGAGACUGGAAUGAAAGAAGGACAGAUAGGAAUGACAUCAGUGGGGACAGAGAACGCAGCAGUAGAGGAAGGAAUGAUAGUAGUCGUGACAGGAAUGACAGCAGAGGAGAAAGAGAUUCAAGUUACAGCCAGGACAGGUACACAAAUAAUGGGUUACAGAGCCAAGACAGUAGGUUUUAUUCCAGUAGUUCCAGCAGAGGUGGCAGCAGACAGUAUGACAACCACUCAACCAGGGGAAGGUUUAGUGAUAGAGGUGGGGACAGGUAUUAUGACCGGGGGAGGGGAAGGGGUGGCCGAGGUGUCAGGGGUAAUUUCCGAGGCCAGAACACGUUCUUUGAUGACCGAGAAAGAAGGUAUUAUUAG
This is a messenger RNA of Candidula unifasciata, 1368 nucleotides long. Lineage: Eukaryota; Metazoa; Mollusca; Gastropoda; Stylommatophora; Geomitridae. The record is from the annotation of a GenBank genome assembly.